This is a messenger RNA of Chinchilla lanigera (long-tailed chinchilla), 3608 nucleotides long. RefSeq names its product TIMP metallopeptidase inhibitor 2 (gene Timp2). The coding region runs from base 208 to 870 and encodes 220 amino acids. The record is from RefSeq and is a predicted model, not a curated record. The transcript has 5 exons. Lineage: Eukaryota; Metazoa; Chordata; Mammalia; Rodentia; Chinchillidae. Gene Ontology annotation, biological process: negative regulation of membrane protein ectodomain proteolysis; negative regulation of endopeptidase activity. Gene Ontology annotation, molecular function: metalloendopeptidase inhibitor activity; protease binding. Gene Ontology annotation, cellular component: extracellular matrix.
CUCGGCCGAGCGCGCAGCAAACAUCCAUAGAAGGCCUGCGGGGAGCCGCUCGCUCGCCGCCCCCACCCCGCUUUCUUCGCCGCCGCCGAGAAGCUGCCCCCGCGCCGUGUCCUCAUCGCCCCCGAAACCUACAGGGGAGAAAGUUUGCGCCAGUGCACGGGGCAGGUGAGGAGGGGCGUGCCGGCCCCCGCCGACCCCUGGCUCGCCAUGGGCGCCGCGGCCCGCAGCCUGCGGCUGGCGCUCGGCCUGCUGCUCCUGGGGACCCUGCCGCGCGGUGCCGACGCCUGCAGCUGCUCCCCGGUGCACCCGCAACAGGCGUUUUGCAAUGCGGACGUAGUGAUCAGGGCCAAAGCAGUCAGUGAGAAGGAGGUGGACUCCGGGAACGACAUCUAUGGCAACCCCAUCAAGAGGAUUCAGUACGAGAUUAAGCAGAUAAAGAUGUUCAAAGGACCUGAGAAAGACAUAGAGUUUAUCUACACAGCCCCAUCCUCUGCAGUGUGCGGGGUCUCGCUGGAUGUCGGUGGGAAGAAGGAGUAUCUCAUUGCAGGAAAGGCCGAGGGGGAUGGCAAGAUGCAUAUCACCCUCUGUGACUUCAUUGUGCCCUGGGACACCCUGAGCACCACCCAGAAGAAGAGCCUGAACCACAGGUACCAGAUGGGCUGUGAAUGCAAGAUCACACGCUGCCCCAUGAUCCCAUGCUACAUCUCCUCCCCGGACGAGUGCCUCUGGAUGGACUGGGUCACAGAGAAAAGCAUCAAUGGGCACCAGGCCAAGUUCUUCGCCUGCAUCAAGAGAAGCGACGGCUCCUGCGCAUGGUACCGUGGGGCGGCACCCCCCAAGCAGGAGUUUCUUGACAUCGAGGACCCGUAAGAGGCCGACAGCACCCCUGUGGCCAAUUGAGAAGCCUCCAAGGGUUUAGACUGGUCCAGCUCUGACAUCCCUUCCUGGAAACAGCAUGAAUAAAACAGUCAUCCAAAUGGGUCACAUCAGUGUGAUUCUGCCCCUCCCCAUUGUCCUUCUAAACAUGGUUGUGGGCUGGAGGGAGCAGUGGGCCCAGAUCCCCCUGUACCCCUCCCUCCACCAGCCUGGGCACUGUGUGUCUCAGUCUUCGAUCCUGGUGUGGGCAGGGGUGGGACACUCAGACUCCCUCCCAGGCCUCCUUGGCACCAUCCCAGAGGCUGGGCAGGCAGCAUUUAGGGGUCUUCUUGGCCUGGUUAGGGCAGAGCCUGUAAAUGUGCAGUUUGCAGAAACUUCUGAGGGUCAUUGUAAAACUGUGUAGCAGGCCUACCAGGUCCUUUUCAUCCUGAGAGAGGCAUGUCCCUCAUUUUCUGCAGCAGCCACCUCUCUGGCCUAGGGUGGCAGUCCCUGCUCCUUGCAAGUGCCCCUCAUCUUCCCUGGGCCCAACAAAGACUCCUAGCACCUGUGACUCCCCCAGGUCCAGAAGCAGGGGCUCAUUCUUAGAGAAGCCCCACUCAGUUUUAUAAAUCUGCAGAAUUCCACUAGGAGCCUCCCUUGGGACCCAGAGAGAUGUGUAGCAAGAGACCCCGGCUGACCAUGUUUUGACAUCAUCUAAGUCUCUUCAGCUCCCCACCCCCACAGUCCCCAGCUCCUAGUGGGGAUCUGUGUGGUUUCCUGCAGGGUAGGUGUCUGGGGUAGGGAGUUUGCUUAGCUGCCCUCGUAGUUCACUCCUAAGCUUCUCCAGUUGCUGCUGCCUCCUUCCCAUUUGGCAUCAGGGAGCUGGAUUGAGCCACAGCGCUUUGCUUUCCCCAGGCUGGCAUGCGGCUUGGCUGGCUGUGUUCCCUGUUUGCACAAACUGAGGAUGUAGAUGCUGGUUUUGCUGUGCCACACAGGCUUAGUGAAAUCUCCCUCCAAGACUGACGGUCACUGUUUUGCUGUGGAUUUCUGCAAGUGACAUUAGCUAAGUGUAUUAAGCUUCACCCAGGGAGGCGGGCAGCUUGCGUGACACUUUAAGUUCUUUCUGGGCCUCCAGGAUGCUGUGGCCUGUUUUAAGAGACAUCUCAGUUGUCUAAAGAUGAAUUCUUAGAUAAUGUGUGAACACAAGUUGCAGGUAUGCCAAGAUAUGCUUCUGUUUCUUAUGUCACAAAGAUUACCCACUUAAAGACACUUCACAAGGAACUAGAGAACUUACCUGUUCCAGAAAAACGGUUUUCUAAUGCCAUUACCAUGGGAGUUCACACAGGCAGAACUUCUCAGUACCAACACGGAGAUUCUCAUGUCUCUUUCUACCUGUGUUAUAAAGAUAAACUUCUCUGAGGACAAACACACACACACACAUACACACUAUGCAAACACAUAUAUAUAUAUGUGUGUGCACAUACAACACAACUGAAAUCUGACAGCCCAGGAGUGGCCCUUCUGCAAAACGUUUCCCAAGUCACCAUCCUCUAAGCCUGUUUUAUUCUGCAGCAAACCCAAAGCAACUGAAGACUCCUGACCCCCAAGUGGCACGCAGCCCCUAUGCCCACUGGGACCUGGUCAGCACAGAACUCGAUGACUUCCCUUUCCAGGACAGACUGGGAGACUAUCCAGGAAUCAACUCUUGCCCUAAGGGCGUUUUCAUGCUGUACAGUGAUAGAAAGUUGGUAAGAUGUCAUAAUGGACCAGUCCAUGUGAUUUCAGUAUAUACAACACCACCAGACCCCGCCCCCCCCCCGAAUCAGUAUAAUACCCUGCCCUGUUUGCUUCCUGUAUGGUGAUAUCAUAUGUAACAUUUGCUCCUGUUUCUGCUGACUUCUGAAAUGUUUUGGUUUAUUUUUGACAUCCGCUGUGAUCAUUCCUGUGCUGUGUUUUUUAUUACCCUUGGUAGGUGUUAGACUUGCACUUUUGAGACACAGUUACUGCAUCAAGGAAGCAUUUGACCCAGAGUGGAAGGCAUGACAUGGUAGCUGGCCCACGACAGUGGAUCCCUACAAAUCUUUUCUUUAGUUCCUUGACGACCUUUGCUUUUUCUGCCUCCCAUCCUUUGUUCUUGGGCUCAAAUUAUUACAAAGGAAAGAACCUCUGAGUGGUUUGAUUCUAAAAGGUGGCCUUUAUAUUUGAUCCAUGCACAAUGGUUUUCUAACCAUGCUGAGCAGCAGGAGAAAACAAAAGUCAGAUCAAAAGGAGGUGCUUGUGGCAGCCGAGAGAUGGAGCCCCUCAAAUACCUUCACAGUAAAUAAUUGCAAUAUAUAUAUAGUUUAAGAAGGAUCUCCAUUUGGCCUUGUUUAAUUUAUAUGUUAUAUCCUAAGCACUGCUCUUUUCUCCCUCUAUUCUUCUCAUCAUGCAAGCAACUCAAAAUAUUUAAAAUGAAGUUUACAUUGUAGUUGUUUUAAAAAUCUUUGCUUGAUAAGUAUUAAGAAAUAUUGGACUUUCUGCCAUAAUUUAAAGCUUUGUUGAUUUUGUCUGUUUUCGUUUGGAUCUUUUUGUUGUUGUUGUGGGGGAAGCAAUGUGUUCACGCUGGAGUAUGAAGUCUGAGACCCCCCGCCUGAGCUGGCAACACAGGAGAGUUGUUGAAAAUCAACAAGCAGACUGCGCAUGUCUCUGAUGCUUUGUAUCAUUUUUGAGUGAUUGCUCCGUCAAUGGACAAUAAACAGUAUUAUCAAACAGAA